GGACACAAGGACCUGUACAAGGAGGCCAUGAUGGAGGAGCACCAGCCUCUUAUAUCACAGGAAAUCCCCAGUAACAAUUCUGAGGAAAACUUCAUGUUAUCUCUAGAAGAUGAAGAUAUCAUGGAGAACUUUACAGAACAAAACCUCAUUACCCCUAAUGUUUAUCCAGGAUGUCACAGUACAAAUCUUUCAUAUAAUCCCCCUAAUUAUGAAGAACCAUCUUCUGAUCAAUCACAGAUUGUAACCACAAGUACAUCUCAGAAAGAAGGUGAAAGGAUUCAUUGUGAUAAAGAGUCCACAAAAAGCUCAGGUCUUUCUACACACAGAGGAAUUCACACAGGAGAGAAGCCAUAUUCAUGUUCAGAAUGUGGGAAAUGUUUUACAUAUAAUUCACAACUAGUCAAACAUAAAAGAAACCACACAGGAGAAAAGCCUUAUUCAUGUUCAGAAUGUGGGAAAUGCUUUACAGAGAAAUCAAAUCUUGUUACACAUGAGAGAAUUCACACAGGAGAGAAGCCAUAUUCAUGUUCAGAAUGUGGGAAAUGUUUUACAUAUAAUUCACAACUAGUCAAACAUGAAAGAAACCACACAGGAGAAAAGCCUUAUUCAUGUUCAGAAUGUGGGAAAUGCUUUACAGAGAAAUCACAUCUUGUUAAACAUGAGAGAAGUCACACAGGAGAGAAGCCAUAUUCAUGCCCAGAAUGUGGGAAAUGUUUUACACAAAAAUCAGCUCUUGUUAGACAUGAGAAAAGUCACACAGGAGAGAAGCCGUUUCCAUGUUCAGAAUGUGGAAAAUGUUUUACACGGAAAUCACAUCUUGUUAGACAUGAGAAAAGUCACACAGGAGAGAAGUCAUAUUCAUGUUCAGAAUGUGGGAAAUCUUUUACACAAAAAUCAGAUCUACUUAAACAUGAGAAAAUUCACACCGGGGCAAAGCCGUUUUCAUGUUUAGAAUGUGGUAAAUGUUUUACACAGAAAUCACAUCUUGUUACACAUGAAAGAAUUCACACGGGAGAGAAAGCAUAUUCAUGUUCAGUAUGUGGGAAAUCUUUUAGACAAAAAUCAGAUCUACUUAAACAUGAGAAAAUUCACACCGGGGCAAAGUCGUUUUCAUAUUCAGAAUGUGGGAAAUGUUUUACACAGAAAUCAAAUCUUGUUAUGCAUGACAGAAUUCACAUAUCAGAUAAGUCACAAAGGAGAGAAGCUGUUUUCAUGCUCAAAAUGUAA
This is a messenger RNA of Bufo bufo (common toad), 1227 nucleotides long. Its product is annotated as oocyte zinc finger protein XlCOF6.1-like. Lineage: Eukaryota; Metazoa; Chordata; Amphibia; Anura; Bufonidae. Gene Ontology annotation, biological process: regulation of transcription by RNA polymerase II. Bases 28 to 1227 code for a protein of 399 amino acids. Gene Ontology annotation, cellular component: nucleus. The transcript has 2 exons. Gene Ontology annotation, molecular function: DNA-binding transcription activator activity, RNA polymerase II-specific; RNA polymerase II cis-regulatory region sequence-specific DNA binding. The record is from RefSeq and is a predicted model, not a curated record.